AUGGCGGGUGGUGGAAUCACCUCGCACUUCCGCUCGGGCAAGGCGUCGCUCGCCGCUCGAAAGCCCACGUCGGCCAAGGAGCAACAGGCCCUGCGCGAUGGCCUCACCAAGGUGCCAUCCACCGAUGCGGUCGCCAAGGGCAAAGGUGCCGCCGCCGUUGCUUCUGCGACAAACACGACGACGGCGACGGCGACACCGACGACAAUGACUACGACGACGACCAGACGGACUCGCUCGACUAGGACGCAGCUCAGGACGCCCCAACAGGGCGAGGUAGAGGCCAUUCUCAAGGACCUCGACGAUAUCCAGUCCUCCUCGUCGUCCCAUCCCGCCGUCCUUCCUUCCAGCAUAUCCACCGACACGGCGACGACGGCUCCUGCAUCCGCGUCAUCGGCCGCCGCUGCGUUCGCCCGCAGCAUCACUCCACCACCGCUGCCCGAUCCCACCUCGCCCUACCUCCUCGGCACGCCGCCGCGGACAGCGCACAGACGCUCCAACGCUGCCACUUCGCCCUCCAAGCGCAAGGCAGCAGCCGCAGCCGAUGCCGCGGGUGCGCGCACUUCGGCCGCGCCGACUUCGAGCCCGACCAAGCGCAAGGCACGUGCCUCGGCCGAGGGGACAGAGGGGCCCAGCACGGAAAAGCUCAUGGCGUCUCCGACCAAGGUGGCCCGCGUCGGGUCGCCGACUGCGGUGAAGGAGGCGGAUAACACCGCCACCGACGCCGCCGCCGACGACGACGACGACGACGAUGAUGAUGAUGGCCUGGUGCUGACGCCAGGCCGCAACAUGGGCACGCGCAUCUCGCUCGCGAGUCCAAAGGCGCCGCUGUUGGCUUCGAGCUCCAGCCCGCUCGACCACCGCUCGCCCACCGCCACGCUACCGCGCAGCCUGGCGCGCAGGAUCAUGGAGGACGAGGACGACGAGUCCUUUCUCACUCCGCGCAGCGUCAGGGAACGGCCCAAAGGCCACAUCCCGCAGCUCCUACCGAUGGGUGCCCGUUCCGCCAUCUUCCAGCCCGGCACCGUCGCCAGCGGCGGCAGCAGCAGCAGGUCAGGAGCCAGUACGCCCAAGUCCGCCCGCGUCGGUUCUGCCACGACAAAGGAGCAGGCCUCUGUCGCGACGCCGCUCCGCGACUCGCCGGCGUCGCUCUCCCUCAAGCUGCAGCAGGAGGCGAGCAAGCAGGCGGACCCGCCUCUGCCGGAGGUCAAGCACGUCCUCUCGUCGGAGCUGCCGCUGCCCAAGCACUAUGCCAGCCUCAUGACGCUGCACAUGGCGCUCGAGCACGCCCUCGUCGUACACCUCGCCACGUGCGGCGCAUCCAUGGCCUCGCUGGAAAACGACGCAUCGAGCGACGAUGCGGCGUCGGACGACGACGGCGCAAGGGAAGCCAGCUUUGUCGGAGGAGAAGAGAAUUCAGCAGUGAUGACUUCGGGUACGCCGCGCCGUCGACAGGCACGACCCAGGACGGUACGUCUGCCCAACCUCGUCACCUACACGGCCAUCCGACCGCUCGUCGAACGAUCGGGCGGACGGCGGCUGGGACCGACGGAGCUGGCGCGGCUGGCGAGUGUCUGGAUGGACUUCCAGGCGCCCUCGGCCGACGCGCCGUCGUCAAGCAGCGCCAGCGCCGGCGCCGGUGCUGACGAGAUCAAGGGGCUCGGGUUUAUCGUGUCGCGCACGCGCACCCUCGAUGCCAGGACGGGCCGGCGCGUGUGGGACUGGGGCAUCGGGAUCGAGCUCGAGGUGCGCCGGCCUCGCCGCGCCAAGACGCCGCCUGUCCAGGUCGAGUUUGGCGGAGUCGGAGUUGGGGUCGAAGCUACCUCAGCAGCGACGGCGAGGGGCGUACCAACGCCUUCUACGCCGGGCGCCAGCGUCGCCGUGGACCGGUCGCGAUUCGCCACACCACCGCCGUCGCCAGCCUCGUCGCGCCUCGACGCCACACCGACACCGGCGUCGCCCUCGAAGCGGAGACGGGAACAGAGCGGCAGCCUCCUUCCCUCUUCGCCCUCGCUCCCCUCGUCGCCUCGUUCGACGACCAAGGCGCGCGAGGGCAUGUCGUUUGUCGCGCUAUGGAACAACGGCAUCGAGGUGCGAAAGGCCGAAGUCGGGAGGAGGCUGCGUCAGCGCUGCGGCCGGUUCCACCAGCUCUGGCUUGACGAGCAGGCUAUCGUCGUUCCCGAGGCGGCGCCGCCGCAGCAACACGCGGAGGCGAAGCAGCAGGAGCGGAGCACUUCUACGAAACUCGAGCCGAGCACGCCAUCGACGUCUGGACCGUGGACGCACGCGGAACAGGGCGAUGCGCGGGAGAGGGGCCAGGCGAUGCAGGGCCAAGGCGGACUCUGGACGCCCUCGGCCACCCGUUCUGGCGGACGGCGGGUGGGCGGGAGGACAAUCACCUUUGACCAGUCCAACCUCGACCGCGAUGGCCUGCUCGACAGCGACGUAUCCGCCGACGAGGCCGAGGCAGACGGGUCUGCCGCGACGAUGACGGGGCAAGAGUCGAUCAAGACGGGGGGUCGAAAGGCGCUGAUGGCCGAGCUCCAGCCUACGCCAAGGCAGCAGCGUCCUCGUCCCGCCACCACCGCCGCCAGUCCACCGACGACGACGACGACGACGGCAGAAUCUGCGAAGGAUGAAAUCGAGCCAAUGCCGGGCUGCGUCGAUGGCGACGGCUGGCCUGUGCCGCAUGCGGGGAUGGUCCUGUACGAAUGGCAUCCGAGGUUCGACCGCGACUCGGCGGCCAUUGUACGGCCCGUACCGCUCGUCGAGUUGCCACCUCUCCGCGACCCCGUCCUUGCAGCUCCCUCCUCGUCCUCGGCGUCGAACACGACGUCGACGCCGACGGUACCAGGGGGCCGACAUGUGCGUCUCGGCGGCGGCGGCGGCGGUGGCGCGGGCAGUGUGUCGUCGAACCUCUUUGGCCUGGGCCUGGGCAUCCAACAUCCCUCGACACCGCAGACGAGUCGAGUGGCCAACCGACCGGGCAUGACGCCAUCGUCGGCGUCGUCGGCGACGCUCUCGGCGUCGGGAUCGGGUCCCGGAUCUGGGCUGAGCCUAAAGGACCGGAUCCGGCAGAAGGAAGAGGCUAAACGCAACCUCCUCCUUGCCAAGUCGUCCAACGCGCUCCUCUCGCGCGCCACGCCGGGUACGCCCGCUUCGCACACGCCCUCGACCGCCGGCGUCGGUGGCAGUGCCGGUGCCGCGGGCACGCCGACGAGGAGCAGCAUGAUGGCCACCCUGUCGCGCCGAUCGGUGCUGAGUCGCCUACCGGAACUCGCAGGAAUCGUCUACGUCAUCUUCACCUCUAGCAGCGGCAGCGGCGGUGGCGGUGGCGGUGGGGCACGCACGCCGACGCUGCCCAUGUCGGACGUCGUGACGCGGCUGUGCAAGUCGGUCAAGACGACCAUGAGCCGCGCCGAGUGCCGCGACGCCGUCGAGCUGCUCCGCGACGAGGUCGACGGCUUCCUCGACAUCGUCGUCGUCGGCGGCAAGGAGUGGGUCAGGAUGGGCAGGAGGCACGGCGGUGCGCCCUGGAGCCUGCAGGAGGUUCGGGAGCGGAUCGGCGUCGCUAUCUCCCGCGGCUAG
Molecule: messenger RNA, 3585 nt
Organism: Pseudozyma flocculosa PF-1
Lineage: Eukaryota; Fungi; Basidiomycota; Ustilaginomycetes; Ustilaginales; Ustilaginaceae
Exons: 1
Coding region: 1-3585 (1194 amino acids)
Source: RefSeq, a predicted model, not a curated record